UUCAUUGACAAUAUCAGAUUGUCGUACUUGAGUACGACGAAAUGGAAGCGAAUGUCACUAACAGAGCCUUAGAUCAUGGUGAUGGAGAGAUAUGGCAUCUGUCAUCAUGUCCAACCCGUCAUGAUGUGAUAGCUACGUCGUACUCGUCUAUUGUUGGAGAGGAUCAGUCCGAACUCACCUACGGUGCGGCUCUGUGGCAGCUACCGACUUCAGUGAUCGGCGAUGGUGCGGACGAGGAAGUGGACGACGAGGGCAACUUCGUACCGCGUGUAGGCGCGUCGCAGGCUCCCAGCAUCUUCACCAGACUACUAGACAUCUCUGAAAGCGGGAAUGAAGGGGAGGAUGACGAUGUCUCCACCGAAGUCAGUUCGGUACUGUGGAACCCAGUGGACAGCAAGCAGAUUGCCACGCUAGCAGAACACUCACUGUGUGUAUGGGAUUUGAAUGCCGGGAAGCGCACGACGAACUACACGCCAUUUGGAGCCGAGGAGGUCCGCAGCAGCAAGCAGAAACCGCUCACAGCCGGGAAGUGGGUGGGGUCACACGGGCAUAGCAGUGGCAUGGAGGUGGCUGUGGUAGCGGGGCGCAGUAUCAUGGGAUUCGAUUUACGGUCCAGCCAGACAACGUUUCAUAUACCGCACGCGCACGAUAUGAGGGCCAGGGAUGUAGAUUUCAACCCGAAUCUGCCGAACUAUUUCAUCAGCGGGGGCGAUGAUGGUGCCUUAAAGUUCUGGGAUAGCCGGAAUACAACCCAGGCUGUGCGUACGAUGCGAUGUCAUUCACAUUGGAUAUGGGCGGUUCGAUAUAACCACUUCCAUGAUCAACUGGUGCUCACGUCAGGCUCAGACUGUGCCGUGGUCCUCUCAAGUGUUGCAUCCCUCUCCAGCGAAAUGACCGACCGCUUAACCACACACGAAAGCAUGGAUAGCGUAGAUAGCACACAUGACCAAAUAGACCUGAGGCCGGAACCGCCGAGUGAUAAGAUAGUGGAUGGGGUUGUACGCAAAUUUGACGAGCACGAAGACAGUGUCUAUGCCGUCGAUUGGAGUGCGGCGGAUCCUUGGCUGUUCGCUUCUCUGUCGCUCGAUGGACGUGUGGUGGUCAACCAUGUGCCGAGAGAUACCAAGUACGGCAUCCUCUUGUAAGAGCCUAGAUAUUUCGAUGUCGUCACCACUUCUGCAAAGAUCGCGGAUGCUCUUGUUUGUGGAAAGUCUGCCUUGCUGAUUCCGAGAGAUGUGUAAUAUGCUUUGCCUCGUAACAUGUCAAGGUAGAUAACCUGAUUCUAUGGCCGUGUGUACCUCUAGAUUGAGUAGGUCACAGCUUAACCAACGCGCAAGUUGAAUCAAAUAGGCUAUGUCCCUGCUUCUUCUACGUGUCGCGGCGAGUGACUUGGUGUAGCAGAGAUUCUAAACCCAAAAGGUUAGCUGAGAGGUAUUUAAAGCACACAAGUUUGGCCUACGAGCGAAUCAGCACAACCGCGGCAAACCACAGGGCAUGUGGGCGUAGGGUAUGCACUUACCAUGCGGUAAAACAACCAAAGACAAUGGCACCUCAGAGAUGAGAUAUGCAGUUGCCAAGCAAUUCUGCGCAGUAAGUAGCUUUUGGAUAUCGUUAAGUAUUCUAGUGGAAGGUGUAGUGUAUGUCGAAUAGCUGUCCCAGCACUAUGCAUUGGAGAUAUUGAAUAGCAAUCUACAUGCAUGAAGUUGACAGCAUAACCGGCUGGAUGAGUCGAGAGAAUCCAGUACUAUUGUCCAUUCUUCUGGAGUAUUCAAUAGUGGCAAACCCCUACCAAACGCACCACUUUCGUAAAUCGGUCGUUGUAUGCAUUCAGCACAUCGUCGAUAGGCCCACUCCAGGUUCUAUGGAUACCGAACUUCGCGGCUACGCUCUUAACAGUGACAAUUAAUAGGAGUUGUAAUGGGAAGGAGGCAGAGCACACACCGCCGCGAACGAGAAGUGCUUGGUAGAAUUGCUUUCUCCUUUUAAGGCUCAGCUUCCUGCUGUACAUGACCAUACGUGGUAUGUUCCCGUCUCCACUUACAACAGCCCAAACACAAUCCCACAGUCACAUUGUGGAUGGUGGUGUAGGAGCUGCAUCCGCCUUGACUUGCGACAAUCCCUACACUGGACGCCACCUCCACUCCACGAACGGCCGUACAACGCCCUGGGAUGGACUACAGCGUCAUUUAUGGGUCACGAAGACGCUUGGCUGCGCUUGGUAUAACACGGUAUUCCCCGUAUUCCCCCUUUUCUACCUGACAAGGCCCUUGCGGUCGUCAUUUGCAAUCAGGGUCUUUAAUGCUCGAUGCUUUUGUCUUGCAAGGACCAAAUAAACGAUACUACUUGUCAAGGUCUGAAUAUAUAUUGCAAACGCAUCUUGGGAACUUGGCAUUUACCUGUCACAGUGGACGUACACCUUACUCGCCCCAGUGAUCUGGGUGACAGAUCACAGCGCAGAUUGCCAUGAAUGUGUGCGUGAGGAGACGUAGCGAACUACUAUUUCUCCACUAGCUAGUGUAACAUGAGGAGAAAAGCUUACUAAAAUAUUCAUAAAUAGGGGUUUUCAUUGUCGUCCUCCCAUGACCGCGAGCCCAUUUGGCAAGUUUAUUUGUAAUGAAGAGUAUAUCAAUCUACGAGGCUGGUAAACUUUCGAGAUAUUGCAAUACUCGGCGUAUGGGGCCAUGGUUCAG
Sphaeroforma arctica JP610 is the source of this 2690-nucleotide messenger RNA. RefSeq lists its product as hypothetical. The transcript has 5 exons. The coding region runs from base 42 to 1145 and encodes 367 amino acids. NCBI's taxonomy places the organism in Eukaryota, Ichthyosporea, Ichthyophonida. Gene Ontology annotation, molecular function: protein binding. The record is from RefSeq and is a predicted model, not a curated record. Gene Ontology annotation, biological process: protein ubiquitination.